UACCCUGUUCUAUACCUCUCAGGCUCUCAUACAUCACAUCUUUAUGGUUUUCCAAUGCAAAAUACAAGCUGUAUUUCUUCUUCUUUUCUCAUUUCCAUUUUUCCUUCCUCUUCAUGUUGUUUAUUCGAGAACAACUAUGCAUUUAUACAUAAUAAUGUUUCAAUUAAUGUUUUCAUAGGGAAUUAUAAUACAUGAAACAGAAAAACAAACAGAGCAGAUACAGAGCACAUGGUUCUUCACUUCUUCUUUCUCUUCUCAUUAAUUAAUUUUUCUUACUCCUAUUAAUUUUCAAAAACAAUGCAAUGUCUUUCUACUAAUCCCAGGUGAAACCUCCCUUACUCCUCCCUAUUGUUUCGCUCACACGUUAUCAAUUUUGUUUUUUUACCUUUUUCCCUGUCAGUUUCCUUUUCUCUUUCUCCACCUUCUCUGUUUUUGUUUUCACUUUUCACCAACACCACACUAACUUAAAGGUUUGUACUUUGUACCCUUAUCUUCCUUCUAAGUUAUACUAAUCUUACUCUCUUGGACCUUCCAUUCCUGUUGAUUCUUCCACUGCACUUAAUCUCUUUUGGGCAGGUCAAGGGGAGAACACAAAACUUGGAAUGCACUCAAACAAGGAAGCAACAACCAAGUCAACGAUCAACACCAUGUUUUCAAAGGGUCAUGGUAACCCAAAUGUGGCUGAUUUGGAAUUAAGGCCUGGAGGAAUGGUGGUUCAAAAGCGUAACUCAGAUUCUGAUAUGAAUCAAAGUUCUUCCUCUGUUUUUAAUUCUACCAUCAGAGUGAAAGUGAAGUAUGGCUCGUCCUAUCACGAGAUUCGUACCAGUCCUCAUGCAAGUUUUGGGGAAUUGAAGAAAAUGUUGACAGAACAAACAGGAUUGCAUGUUCAGGAUCAGAAAUUGAUGUUCAAGAAGAAAGAGAGACAUUCAAAAUCAUAUCUUGAUGUUGAGAGGGUCAAAGAUGGAUCAAAGCUGGUGCUGCUUGAGGACAUUGAGUGUAGAGAAAGAAGAAUACUCGAGGCGUUACAGAUUGCCAAGAAGGAGAAGACUUCAAAAUCCUUGAAAGAAAUCACCCAUGAGGUUGACAAACUCGCCAAGAAGGUUGUAGCUUUGGAGGCUGCUGCUACUACAGGUGGAGUUGCAGAAGAGUUGGAUGUUGAGACUUUGACAGAAAAUUUGAUGAGAUUAUUGAUUGCAUUGGAUGAAAUUUAUGGUGAGGGUGAACUGAAAUUGCAGAGAAGAGAGCAGGUUUGGAGAGUUCAGAAACACAUUGAGACUCUAGACAAGUUGAAGAAUCCAAAGCCAAAAUCAACUCCCCUAAGAAAUGAAGGUAACAUGGAAUGUGAGGUGCAUUCUGAUGUUCAGAAGCAGCACAUGAAAGAGAGGCAGGGAAAUACAGCGGUGGAACAAAUUUCUAAGAUGCAGCAGCAACUACAGUUGAAACAUUCUGACUCAGUUGUAGUAACAACAAAAUGGGAAAUAUUCGAUUAAGGUUUUUAGGUUGCAACAAAACUGUGUCCCACAUUAGGCAUCUAGGUGUGGGUUGCUUUCCUAUUGAGAAGUUCAAUUCUUUUUAUUUAGCUGCAAAUUUAAUUUGAGAAGCAAAUUAGUAAAGGGUAGUUUGUGUUUCCUUCUCCUAGUUGCCUUUUUAUGGUAGGAUCCUAAACUCCAUCCAAGUUGUAUUUGUGUAGCAAAAUGGCAAAUGCAUGGUAUGUUGGAUUGUAAAGUUUAGGGACAGAAUGAACAUUUCAUGGUUGUAAAUUUUAUAUAUUCUUUCCCUAAUACACUAAUACAUGUAUCUUUUACGGGAGUCAA
Molecule: messenger RNA, 1814 nt
Organism: Lotus japonicus
Lineage: Eukaryota; Viridiplantae; Streptophyta; Magnoliopsida; Fabales; Fabaceae
Product: BAG family molecular chaperone regulator 1-like
Exons: 5
Coding region: 603-1490 (295 amino acids)
Biological process (GO): protein stabilization
Cellular component (GO): cytoplasm
Molecular function (GO): protein-folding chaperone binding; adenyl-nucleotide exchange factor activity
Source: RefSeq, a predicted model, not a curated record